GGCUAUGGUGUGUGGACGAGGGAAAAGCAAUUUACAUUGGUGUACAUUGUGAUUUAUAUACCGAUCAAACCAAUCUACUUGGGCAAAAGAAGAUUCAUUUCGACUUCCACCCCAGUUGUGAAUCAAGAUGAUGUAGAUUCCGAACAGCAUGGAUCAAUUGCAACAUAAUAGAAUAACAAUCAAAGUGACACGUAUAGUUACACCCCCUCUAAAAGUAUUACUACCUGAAUGUACCCAUCAAACCACGUGUUAACAACUGGUAAGUUUUUCAGGAGAAUCAGUGAGAAGCCGUGGUUAUAAGGAAUAAUGGCAAAUAUAAAAGAUGUUGAAUUUCUCAGGACGAUUCGAUUUCUUAGGAACUGGCCUCUUGAUAAGCUGAUUGAUGGUGAUCCAAAUGUCUGCACGUGCAAGCAUUUUAAAAGUGGCAAGGUGCUUGUGAAGGACAGUAGUCUUUCAGACUGGAUAUAUGUAGUCAAAUCAGGAAGCCUUUCCAUUUACAAACAACUAAAGAUCGACAGCCUUUCCGGACCUAAUAUUCCUUCUAUUCACACAAUCCAGAACACAACCAAGCGAACAAAAAGAAGCAAUAUGAGACACAACGAAGCAAACCAUAUAUCUACAAAACAAAUGGUCCCAAAAUAUAGUAAAAGAUCGCUAGAUAAUAUGAUUCAUAAGACUGCGCACACAUCAGAAGAAAACCUCAACAUUAAACUACGCGAACCAUUGCCAACAAUAUUCAAACACACAUAUGAAGUAGAUGAAUACCUGAGUAAGAGGCUCCCGGGAUAUCAUAAUCCUGAUGAUCGACUUGGAGUUAUAAACUAUGACACAAUAAUAAAACAUCACAAAGCCAAUGUUAUACUUCCUCCAAUAAACCAGCACGAAGAACCAAUGGAUCAUACGUCAGAACUUUCUAAUGAUGUUAAGCCACUUAUCUUGCCAAGGAGAGCCAGUAUUUUUCCAAAUACGGUCGACAAACUGGGGACAUCACCGCCUAAGACAAAAACAACAAUGGAUGAUAAUCACGGUGCUUUCCGUGUAACAUCCCUUCAAAGAGAACGGAGGCAGGGAAUUAACAGAACAGAUUACGAGAAAAAGAAGCACCCACCAUUCAUCAUGACAUUGCCAAAUAUCACGGAGCUUGCUGAAGAUAAUGUUGAAGAAGACGAACUCCAACUAGACGACAGCGGUGAUAUGGUUCAAAAUUUUACAAACAAUGACAAACCAGUAUUGAUACCAUCGCAGUACAUUAGGGUGGGCAUACUAGAGAAAGGGCAAUAUUUUGGUGUAACUGAUAUCAUAUUUGAGAAUCAACCCCAGUUUAGUCUAGUCAGUAAUGGUGCAGACUGCCUUAUGAUAUCAAAACGAUUCUACUUGAGAUAUGCUGAUGAUGAUAUCAUGGAGGAGCUGAGAAUGCUGGAAAUCCCAUUCCCUUCAGAAAAGGAAAUGAGGGAAAGUCUCCAGAAACAUAAGAGCUGGAAAUCACACACAAAAAGAACAAUAGGCACAAUUAUACAGAGACAUCAACAGAGCAAACAUUUACGAAAACAGAACAUAGGUUAUUCACCUAGGAUACCCAAGUUAUAGGAUAAUGCUCCAACCCGCUUUGUUGGACACAUGCAUACAGUUCAAUCAACAAUAUUUUACAUUCUUUUAGAGAAAAAUUAGCAUUUCAUAUUGAAUGUGUAAAAUGAAUUGACAAAUUCUUUUCCAAUAUCGGCCUUUGUUUUUUCUUUUCCGAAGACCCAGUGAAAAAAUCCAAGCCUGUAUUCGUGCACGAGUUGAGUAAAUAUCUAACACCUUUCUCAAUUAAUUAAUACUUAGCAUAUUUACACAAGUAGGAAAUAAGCAAUUGAA
Owenia fusiformis is the source of this 1857-nucleotide messenger RNA. NCBI's taxonomy places the organism in Eukaryota, Metazoa, Annelida, Polychaeta, Sabellida, Oweniidae. The record is from the annotation of a GenBank genome assembly.